Molecule: messenger RNA, 1304 nt
Organism: Colossoma macropomum (tambaqui)
Lineage: Eukaryota; Metazoa; Chordata; Actinopteri; Characiformes; Serrasalmidae
Product: CD48 antigen-like
Exons: 5
Coding region: 174-1019 (281 amino acids)
Source: RefSeq, a predicted model, not a curated record
ACUGGUGUGCUCAACUACAAACAGCUCAGUAAAACACAAACCCUGACAAACUGACCUUGGAACCUGCUGCUUUUCUUCUUCCACUGAAAUCAGUCAGUCUGGACAUCUUGGUGGGCGUGACCAACAAUGAUACCUUUUCUGGACCCAAACUUUAGUGAGACAUUAGGACCUCUAUGAAGUCCGCUCUGCUGUGCUCAGCUGGAGGAGAGGCUGUCAGACUGCAGGAGCUGGAGGGAAACACUGUAACCAUCCAUACUGGAUUAACUGGAGUUCAGAGUGAUGCUCAGAUACUGUGGUUUUAUGGACCUGAGAAUAAAAAGAUAGUGAACAGUCUGGUGAUUAAAGGGGAGACUAAACCGUUCUAUGACAGUGAGAGAUUCAGAGACAGACUGCAGCUGAACAGAAACAGUGGAUCUUUAACCAUCACAAACAUCAGCAGAGAAGAUUCUGGAGUUUAUAAAUUACAGAUAAUCACUGAAAAUCGUUCUAACUGGAUUUACAGGAUUGAAGUGUAUGCUCCAGCUCCAACACCAACCAUAAGUCUGAAAAAAAAACACACGUUUCCAAGAGAGAUCUGUGUCCUUGUGUGUUCUGUGGAGAAUGGGAAGGAUGUGAAUUUGUCCUGGUAUGAAGAGAAAGAGAGAAUCUCCACCACCAAUAGCACAGACUUCAGUGGCAAUAUCUCUCUUCCUCUGAAUAUAACCAACCCAAACAACUCUACUUACACCUGUGUAGCUGCUAAUCCAGUUAACAAUCAGACAACCCCGCUCAACAUUACAGAACUCUGUUAUACUAACACAGAUUCAAAAUCUAUGGUGCUGAUUGCUGUCCUAACACCUGUUGGACUGAUUGCUGUUGCUGUAUUUGCUGUUGCUGGGGCAUGUUACUGGAAAAAGAAGACAAGAAGAGGCUCAUCUGCACCUGAAAGAUAUAAUGGAAUAAAAUAUUCGCCAGGAUCUCAACAAAAUGAUACUCAGCCAUGUGAGCCAAGCGUCUCCUUCGAGAGUGAAAUUGUAUAGACAUGAAGAGGAAGGUGGACAUCAUCAUUGUACUGUGUAUGUUAUGGGAGCCCAGGGCUGAAAAAUGUUAUAUGUUAUGGUCUUUCACCAAAAGAAACACAAAAAACAUGAUUACUAGUUGACAGUACCUAUAGUUAGGGUGGCAGGAGUGUAGUAUGAUGAAGAACAAGCAUUUGCUGAGCGGCUUCUUAAAAUGGCACACACAUAAGAAAAAUAUGACAGUAAGCCUUGGGCUCAUUUGUUUAUUUGUUUGGGUUUUUUUUUCCUUUUUUCUAUUUAAGGAAA